GAAAGCUCAGCUGCUUUUACGCAGUCAUGUACAGAUUGGAUUGUAUUGAUAGAAUCUGUACAAUCGCGGUUCGCCUAAACUGAUCGCAGGUUGUCAAUUAUCUAAAUUACAGAUUUCCGUGUUUCUGAGUUUGGGGCAUGUCAAUCGUAUCUAGCAAAUUACUGGUUUGUGCUCAUUAACAAUACAGAUGUACUCCACGCGAACAACGAUUAGAGUUUGAAAUGACGUUACGUGGAUUAUGGUGACGGAAACAUGAUCAAGUGGUUGUGUCUAAUACUUGUUGCGAUGCAAUUUCAGAGCAGCAACUCAUUUGAAAAAAAAUCAACUAUUUUUUCUUGUGUUUGUGUGGAAAAGACAUAAAAUGGAGACAUCUCGAAGCGUGAAGCGAUCAACAACGUUCAGUGCCGCUGACGUCAUGCGUAGGACGUCAGAUCCACCGCUGGUCGCCAGGUCGAUGUCGGUGGACGGCGUGGAACCAACGGAUGACACCCGGCUGUCGAAAUUCAAGGGAUCCUUUGAACGUCGCUCGAUCCGGCGCCGUCCGAGUAAGCGGUUUGACCGAACGGAUCUGAAGUACGGUCACGACGAGGACACUUACGAGGCUAUACGUCAACGCGUGUUUCAGGAACGCGCCGUCACUAACGCCAUAGAAGCGUUACAGGAGCGCUGGAACAUGCUUAUGUUCAUGUACGAAGACUGUAUGGCACUUAAUGACGAAUGGAAACAGAGAAAGUUGACUAAACUUAGUGUCAAACGGCAGAUGGAAUUGAUAACUAUAGUUACGCUGUUUCUCGUGGCGUGCAUACCUGCUGUCGUAUUGAUGUGUAUAGUGUGUAAGAUAAAUGCAUAGGAAGAGUCAUAUCAUAUCGCUUACAAUCAUCCGAGGAAAACAAUCUCAAAAUAAAAUUCAUGGAAUUU
This is a messenger RNA of Dreissena polymorpha, 918 nucleotides long. RefSeq lists its product as uncharacterized. The transcript has 2 exons. Bases 362 to 850 code for a protein of 162 amino acids. The record is from RefSeq and is a predicted model, not a curated record. NCBI's taxonomy places the organism in Eukaryota, Metazoa, Mollusca, Bivalvia, Myida, Dreissenidae.